Messenger RNA from Sclerotinia trifoliorum, 748 nucleotides. The record is from the annotation of a GenBank genome assembly. NCBI's taxonomy places the organism in Eukaryota, Fungi, Ascomycota, Leotiomycetes, Helotiales, Sclerotiniaceae.
AUUGUUCCGCUAAAUUGUGCCUCCGCUAUUACAUCGUCCAAAAUGACGAUCAGCCAAUUACUAGGCGAGUUCCAAGCUUCCAAGAUUGAUGCGUAACAACUUUCUUUGUAUUAAGCCACGUCUAGAAUUCUCUCUAUAUAUUAUCAUUCACUUCCUCCUUGACACUUUCCCUCUGGCAUCAAACACAUUCAGAGAAACAGAAACUACUCUCAGUUGAAUUUACCAACAACUAUCAAAAACAAAAAGCUAUUGUAAGUUACAAGCUACUCUCCGUACUUCUUACUGUGGGUACGAUAUCAUGGCGGUGCCACAAAUAUGACGACACAGCCAUUCCAAGCUCAAGUCUACACCAAUCGAGCCCGCACAGCACCAUAAACAACCAGAAUCAGAAACUAACAACUUUUUCACUGCAGACCUCAGCACCACUCAACACCACAUCAACCUCACUCAAACCACUCAAACACAACUCAAAAUGUGUACCUCAACCUCCACCGGUCUCGUCAACCGCAACGGUCCUGGCUCCGCAGCCUCGUCUACUAUCUCUGAUAUCGUGAAGGGCACAAACACAACUGGAAAGACAAAGUGCAUAGAGUGUGAUGGUUAUGAAUGCUGUUGUAUUCCUAUUCCUUGCACUGUUAUGUGAGAGAUGCAAGAUGUACUUGGGUGAUUGAAGAUGCAGAAAAAGGUCAUCGUGACGUGCUAGGAAAAGGGGAGGCGAAUUUUGGAAUACCAUAUGGGAUGAGAGUUU